CAUCGAUCGGAUCGGUCAUUGGCUGCUCCUCUUCAUGGGCCUCCCCCUACACACGCACACAAAGAGUACACACACACAUACAUUCACCACUCGCUCUUUGUUACCUUCUCUGGCACUCAGCAAGUGUCUGCGAGAUGCUCUUCUGCUGCGCCACCAUCGCCCGGCUCUGUGACCGGGCUGUGUGGGACAGCUCAGAGAGCAUGAGAAUGGCCUGGAAUGACCUCUUCAGCUGGUCUCUGUAGAAAGUCACACUCUCGGACAGCUCGCGAAGCUGGACACACACAAUGAGAGCCAAUCGAUGGAUGGCCGGAUGUAUGUGGCCUUGCCGACCAUUCUCAUUUGUCUUCGUCUGAGUUUGAGUUUCUUAGGCACCACCGGCUCUGCCAACACGUGGGCCAUCUCUGCCUUCUCCACACGAGCCAGCUCCUGCUGCCAACGACCUGCAUUGAAUUGCAGUGCAACACGACCAACCAAGAGCACCAACAACACGAGCACGGAGAGUGACAUCCAAGAAGACUUGUUUCUGUAGCGAGUGCCUACCAGUCUCUGGGAGUUUGACUUCGUCUUCGAUGCUCUUCCGGGGCGUCAUGUCGUCCUUGAGAGACUUCGUGGACGACGACUGCCUGCGCCGAAACCUACACACAUGCAUUCCUAUCAUGUCUCCUGGUCUGUCUGUUGCCGUGUCGUGUCUCCCGUGACCGACGGGUGUACUCACCUUGGCACGGGUGGUCUUCUCGGCAUAUUGGGGUCGUGGAUCUUCCACCGCACAAGACGCUCAGGAUCUGAAUGGUGAUACACGUACAUAUGGACAUGUAUGCAUCACACAUACAAUUGCUUGCCCCCUCCUCUCUCUGUCUCUGUCUUUCCUCACUCACUCCUCAACCACCUACCCACCUACCCGGUUUGGCCACUCGAAUGAGGUGCGAGUACUUGGCCAGCUUCUGAUGAUGAUCAUCCUCAGUCACAGCGCUCCUAUAGGUCGUCAUGACCGAGUCCUCCUCCGGCAUCUGCGUGAUGAAUGGCCCGCUGCUGGACCUCCUCUCGUCCUGAGACCCUCGCUCCUGCGACCCUCGCGGCGACUCGCCCUGAGCACCCUGAGCACCCUCAAUGGCCGGCAGGGGCACCAGUGUUGCAGUGGAUGCCUGCUUGGCGGGGGGAAGGGGCGGCUGUUGCUGCUGCUGAAUGCUCGUCUGGGAAGCAAGGCGCAGAGGGGGCAGCUCCACGUGAGGAGACAACUCCUGGGUUGUCAUCACUGUGGCAAAACAGACGAGAGAAUCACAAAGGAAUGAACAGCUGUGUGUCGCCCGACACAUGCGUGUGACGACAGCCGGCAUUUCGCCCACCAGAUCUGGUUCUGGUUCUCUGGGUGGUAAGGGGGAGAGGGCGUUUGCGGCUCGCCCGGUCGGUGCUGGAGCCCACCGUCUGGAGGAACCGCUCGUACUGCGCCACGUGCUUCUCGUGCAGCUUCUGUAGACACUUUUUGUAGUAGGUGUGGGGCGCUGGGAGGGGAUUCCGGGCAAACUCAUCCGCCAGCUGGACAAAACACAGACAAGGGAUAGACAGACGGGCGGACAGAUGUGGUGGCGAAGAAAGAGCGGCCACGAUUGUACCUACCUCGAGGAUCUUCUGUUUUCGUCUCUCCCUCUUGGCUUCAAGAGCUGCUAUCAGUCGGUCCCUCUCCACCUUCUUCUGCUUCAACUCAGUCAUUCUGCACACGCACACAAAGAAAAACAGGCAUCCCAUUGCUAUGGGCAUUGGUGCCCCUCUGCAACAUGACUCAGUCACUGACCUCAUGGCCUGCAUCUCGCGGUCCCUUCUGGGCUCAUGCUCGGCAAUCUGAGCAUCCAACGCCUGCGGACAAGAGACAGACAUCAACAUAACGACACGAAUGCAAGUCCCUCCCUCCUUCCCUCCCUCCCUCCACGUCACCUGGACCAUCUUAGCGAAUCCCACAUCAGGUGGGGAAGAGGGCCGGGACACUCCCUGCCCCCCCCCGCCCGGCCCCUCUACGCGCGAGGUCGAGCGAGUGCCAUGGUCCCUCAGAGUGCGGGGCGGCGCCUUCCGCAGCACGGCCCCCUCCGGCGGCUGACCAGGGUUGGACGCGACGGCGCUCUCGAACUGCUGAUACGACUCGGCAAAGUCAGGAGCGAAAUACUGUUGACACACAGUAUGGAGGCAGGCAGGCAGGCAGGCGUGUUUGUGGGGCCCUGGUGUUUGUGAAGUGCUGUGAGCUGAUGUGGUUACCUUGGCGAAGCCCCGCCAUGACUUUGACUCCUUUGUCGUCAUGAUUGCUCCUCUUGAGACGGGAAGUCCAUGCGAGCUUCAGCUUGCGAGGAGGGCGCUGAGGAUUUCAUCCAUGCGUCUGACCAGAACACCUAGCUGCGUGAUUGUGGUGGUACAAAUGGCACCGCAGACGUCUCAGGAGUCUGAG
Molecule: messenger RNA, 2431 nt
Organism: Vitrella brassicaformis
Lineage: Eukaryota; Vitrellaceae
Source: the annotation of a GenBank genome assembly